ACCUGAGUUGUUCCCUGUGGGGCACAUCUGUGUUUCCUCAGCGUCACCUGUAUGUUGCUGCUAGAUUCUGUCUCUUUUAGUCUUUUUCAGCUGUCCCUUCUGAGACAUAUUACACAGUAUACGUUAUAUUGUGGAUAUUUUUUCCCUCCUGUUGGCUUCUUCCAGGAGACUCAUGGCUAGAUGGCUGAAGUGUCUGUGGUACCACAGAAACUACAUCAUCAUCGUUGUCACUCCAAUUGCCCUCCUUCCUCUGCCACUCAUCAUCCCCACAUCGGAAGCCAGAUGUGGUUAUGCCAUCAUCCUCAUGGCUCUGUACUGGUGUACGGAGUGUAUGCCUCUACCUGUGACGGCCCUGCUGCCAGUCGUCCUCUUCCCCAUGAUGGGCAUCAUGAAGGCCGCAGACGUCAGUAUUGAGUACCUGAAAGAUUCCAACAUGCUGUUCAUUGGUGGCCUGUUGGUGGCCAUCGCAGUGGAGUACUGGAGCCUUCAUAAGCGCAUCGCUCUGCGAGUUCUGCUGGUGGUCGGCUUCCGCCCGGCCCUGUUGAUGCUGGGCUUCAUGGUCGUCUCGUCCCUCCUGUCCAUGUGGAUCAGCAACUCGGCCACCACAGCCAUGAUGCUGCCCAUAGCGCAGGCCGUGCUGGAGCAGCUGAAGGCCACAGAGGCUCUGGCGGACCAGCGAGAUUUACAGGCUGCAGCCGAGGAGAACCCCGCGUUUGAGCUGGAGAGCAGACAAACUAAAGAGGAAAAGGUGGAGGAGAAACAGCCAGACGACAACGUCCAGCUGGAGGAGGGAGAGGAUGACCAUGAGCGGAGGGCGGACUCGCUGCAGGAGUCCCAGAGAAAAGCAAGGGAGGGGAAGUACCAGCACCUGACCAAAGGGAUGAGUCUGUGUGUGUGUUACUCUGCCAGCAUCGGAGGCACGGCGACGCUCACCGGCACGACCCCGAACCUCAUCCUUAAGGGUCAGGUCGACGAGCUCUUCCCAGGGAAUGAUGAUGUCAUCAACUUUGCCAGCUGGUUUGUCUUCGCUUUUCCCAACGCGGUGCUCAUGCUGGUGUUUGCAUUUCUCUGGCUUCAGUUUGUGUUCCUGGGCUUCAACGUGAAGAAGUCCUUUGGCUGCUGCCUGAAAAGCAGCAGGGAAAAGGAGGCGUACGCGGUGAUGAGGCAGGAGUACAACAAGCUGGGGCGCAUGACGUUCGCCGAGUGGGCAGUGCUGACCAUCUUCGUCCUGCUGAUAGGCCUGUGGUUCACCAGGGAGCCGGGCUUCAUUGACGGCUGGGCGACAGUGCUCUUCAAUAAGGGGGGGCCAUUUGUGUCCGACGGAACCGUCGCUAUCUUGAUGUCGAUGCUGUUCUUCGUCAUCCCCUCCCAGAUGCCCCGGUCCGGAGGCUACGGCAACGACAGCGAAGGUAAGCUGGUAAAAGCUCCCCCCGCUCUGCUGAACUGGCAGGUAGUCCACGAGCGGAUGCCCUGGCACAUCAUCCUGCUGCUGGGAGGAGGCUUCGCUCUGGCUGCUGGAAGUGAGGAGUCGGGUCUGUCCAAGUGGCUGGGAGAAAGCUUGGCACCUCUGCAGCAAAUUCCUCCCUACGCCAUCUCGCUGCUGCUCAGCAUGCUGGUGGCCACAUUCACAGAGUGCUCCAGCAACACGGCCACCACCACGCUGUUCCUGCCCAUCCUGGCCUCAAUGGCUGUAGCUAUUAAGAUACACCCGCUGUACGUGAUGAUCCCCUGCACCGUCGCUGCCAAUCUGGCCUUCAUGCUGCCCGUGGCCACACCGCCCAACGCCAUCGCCUUCGCUUUUGGAAAACUCAAAGUCAUGGACAUGGUUAAAAGCGGCUUUGUGCUGAACAUCAUCGGGAUAUUGACCGUUAAUUUAGCCAUCAACACCUGGGGACACACUUUGUUUGACUUGGGAACCAUACCUCAUUGGGCCAACAGUACCAAGAGAAAACCCUGAGUGGGGGAAGACGGCGAGAGGGAUACGGAAAACAGGAACGACACAGGAUAUUUUUUUUAAGAAACUAAUCUUUUUGAAGGGUUUUUGACUUAGGCUACUUGUAAAGAACAUCAAUUCUAUAAUCAGACCAUAUGUAUUUAGUACUUCGUAUCAUUUCAGUGACAGAACAAAACACAUAAGCUUUCCCAGUACACACCUACUUGGUUGUGACGCCAUCGUUUCGAUCUAUUCAUCACACACAGAGGCCUCAAAGAUGCAGUACGCUGAGGUAUGACGUGUUACGAAUGUGAAAAUGAGUGGGAACUGAAUUAAUCGCAUUAGUUGAUUUAACUUAUUAUUGUGGUAUUCUGUUGUUACUCUCUGUUCUAUUGUUUCACAUUUUAUUUUUUAUUAUUGUACUUCUCGCAUUGUUUUAUGAACAAGUAUUGCUUACGUUUGUUUUUCUAAAUUAUUCAAAGUAAAAGCAGAGAAGACAUGCGCAACGUUCAUAAUUGCACCGCAAUUGUGAAAUUACAGCCAGCAGUUUAUUUUACAUUAGUAUGAAAUAAGGAAUAAAGGGAACGCGUUGGCUUUGACUUAUGUUAAACACUCACUAAUUGACAUGUUUGUUUAAUGUGUACAGAAAGUGUAAAAAUCUUAUCUAUCAAACUAUUUAUUUUCUGAUUGAACAAACAAGAUAUCAUGUUUUAACAAUGAGCAUUCUGGGUUCUGGUAGCUUGUUUGAAAAGGCUGUUUGAAGGUUAACUUUGAGAUAAAAAACUGGCACAAGACGGUUGUGUUGGAGGUCAGUAUCUACUGUAGUUGUUCCAGGUAAAUGUUAUAUACUGUACAUGGAUGGGAUGGUAACAACCACGUUUAUGUACCAGAGCUAUUUGUAUUCUGAAGUAUAAAAUAUCUCACUCACAAAA
Molecule: messenger RNA, 2865 nt
Organism: Gasterosteus aculeatus aculeatus (three-spined stickleback)
Lineage: Eukaryota; Metazoa; Chordata; Actinopteri; Perciformes; Gasterosteidae
Product: solute carrier family 13 member 2
Biological process (GO): succinate transmembrane transport; alpha-ketoglutarate transport; fumarate transport
Cellular component (GO): plasma membrane
Molecular function (GO): alpha-ketoglutarate transmembrane transporter activity; sodium:dicarboxylate symporter activity; fumarate transmembrane transporter activity
Source: RefSeq, a predicted model, not a curated record